Penicillium atrosanguineum is the source of this 2052-nucleotide messenger RNA. RefSeq lists its product as uncharacterized. Gene Ontology annotation, molecular function: monooxygenase activity; FAD binding; lyase activity. Lineage: Eukaryota; Fungi; Ascomycota; Eurotiomycetes; Eurotiales; Aspergillaceae. The record is from RefSeq and is a predicted model, not a curated record. The coding region runs from base 1 to 2052 and encodes 683 amino acids. The transcript is spliced from 6 exons.
AUGGUUAUUGAAGCAGUUGAAGCCGGGCCUCUGAAGGUUCUUAUCGUUGGUGCUGGGUUGGGAGGACUUGCCGCUGCCAUAGCAUUGCGUCGGCAAGGACAUGAUGUCCACGUCUUCGAGAAAUCGCGAUUUAUUAGCGAGCUUGGAGCUGCUAUCAAUGUUCCACCCAAUGCCUAUGGUGUACUGCUGCAUUUGGGUGUUGACCCAGCUAAAGACGGUGCCGUGGAGAUGAGAUACAUAACAGAAUACGAUAAGUCCGGGGUUCACAUGAAGGUCACGGACUUUGCCACUCGGAACAAGGGUUGGCAGCAUUCUUGGCUUCUCGCGCACAGAGUCGACCUUCACAGCCAGUUGAAAGAAGCUGCGGGAUGCCACCAGGGGGUAGGAAACCCGGCCAAAAUCCACACUUCCUCGAUGGUCAUCAAUGUGGAUAUGGAGAGCGCCACUAUCACUCUAGAAGAUGGUACUACUGUGAGCGGAGAUGUGGUUAUAGGUGCAGACGGGAUCCACUCGAGAAGCCGCGUUGGUCUCACUGAGGAACGACCUUUCCCUUCCGGAAAGAGUGCUUAUAGAUUCCUCUUGAAAAAGAAGGACGUGUGGCAGAACCCUAAACUCCGCAAUAUUGUCAAGACGGAAGGGAAUCUGGCGUUUUGGUUUGGAACGGAUAGGCGCAUAAUUAUGUAUCCCACGCGGAAGGGCGACGUCUUCAACUUUGUAUGUAUAUAUCCUGACCAAAACCCUGAUCCUGUAAGUGGCGCAUGGGAUGAUUUGGGACAUCAGGUAGAUUUGCUUAAGGCAUUUGAGGGGUUUGACAGCCGAGUCCUGGAGCUUUUGAAGAUGGCUGACCCUGCCACCCUGAAGGUAUGGAGACUAAUGGAUAUGGGCAAAAUAUCGUGCUGGACAAAAGGACAUUUCGCCUUACUAGGGGAUGCCGCGCAUCCAUUCCUACCUCACCAAGGCCAAGGGGGCGCUCAGGCCAUUGAGGAUGCCGUGUGCUUAGGUGUCCUUUUACCCAUAGGUACUAAGCGAUAUGAUGUACCAGCCAGGCUUCAGCUUUAUCAAGAGAUCAGAAAGGAGCGGGCAGAGAAAGUCCAAUCUCUUACCAGGCUUUCAGGAGAAGAUGUUCGGGCUGACUCUAGCAACAACUUGGAGAAAGUCAUGGAGCAUUUUGUUUUCAAUGUGGCACAUGACGAGCAUCACAACUCAGUCCGCUGCCUGCGGCAGUGGAUGCAUAAGCGAAGUCCCGCGCAGUUCUGGCGCAUGCCGGUGUCUUUUGGGCCAUCUCCAGGGCCACGACAAGACUUCUUAGGUCAGCGCCACGAUACCCGAAGCGUUCGCUAUGUCACGACCACUUUCAAAUUCAAAACAUCGCGCACGCUCCUUCAAAAUUUUUUCCCUACUCAAUCCUAUCGCUUCCGGUCAGUUGACACUGUCGCAUAUGCUUCGUUAUCUCACACUGCAUACGAAAACCUGAGUUGGCUUGGAGGAAGAGGCUAUGAUUUUCUAUCCCUAGGUCUACAUGGUGUUCAAUACAUUAAGCAGGAUGGGACAGUCCUCAAUGGCACUUUUCUGCCCGUGGUCUUUGAAAACCUUGCAGAUCCAAUCCUUACCGGGAGGGAAGAGCUUGGGUGGCCCAAAAUCUUUGCAGAGAUUGAUGUUAAACGUACAUCCAACUCAUUCUCCAUGAACGCUAAUUGGCGUGGUGCAAGUUUUGCUACAUUUGAGCUCAGUGGAUUAUAUCCUGUGGAUGACGGGCCCCUCGAAGAUGAGGAGGGCAUUUUCGUUCACAAGUAUAUUCCUGCGACGGGAAUGAAGGGAGUCGCCGAUGCGGAUUACUCUGUCUAUACACCCAAAGCCCUCUUGCAGAUUGGAAAAUGUUUGCGAGCCACCAAAGGCGCUAUCAGUUUUAACUCGUUGGACUGGGAGGCACUGCCAACUAUGCACCAUAUUGUCAAGAGACUAGAGGAGUUGCCAGUCAUUGAAUUCGUCGAGGGAGUUGUUGUGGAAGGUGAGGGCAUCUCCGACCUCCAAGAUACAUUCAGAAUUGAAUGA